CCAAUCACAGCAGGGCGGGCCGUGUCCUCCCAGCCAGUCGGGGUGGAGGUCGCGCUAUAAAAGUCAGCGUCCAACACCUGGCACACUUGGGCAACCCCUACAUUUGGUGGACAGGAUCUGAUCCCGGGAUCUGUUACGUCUUUGUUUCCUCCUGAGCAGUUGGAGCAGGAAUCGCAGCCAUGGCCAAAAAUUGUCACAACGACUACAAGAUGAAGUUCUCGGUGGACGACGAAUACCCCGAUCUGUCCCAGCACAACAACCAUAUGGCCAAGGUGCUGACCAAGGAGAUCUACGGCAAGCUGAGGGGCAAGUCCACCCCCAGCGGCUUCACCGUGGAUGACGUCAUCCAGACUGGUGUGGACAACCCCGGACACCCCUUCAUCAUGACGGUGGGCUGCGUGGCCGGCGACGAGGAGUGCUACGAGAUCUUCAAGGACCUGCUGGACCCCGUCAUCUCCGACCGUCACAACGGAUACGGACCCAAUGACAAGCACAAGACUGACCUGAACUUCGAGAACCUGAAGGGCGGAGAUGACCUGGACCCCAACUACGUUCUGUCCAGCCGCGUUCGUACCGGCCGCAGCAUUAAGGGCUUCACCCUGCCGCCACACACCAGCCGUGGAGAGCGCAGAGGCAUCCAGAAGCUCUCCAUUGAGGCCCUGGCCAGCCUGGAGGGCGAGUUCAAGGGCAAGUACUACCCCCUGGACGGCAUGACCGACGCCGAGCAGGAGCAGCUGAUCGCCGACCACUUCCUGUUUGACAAGCCCGUGUCCCCGCUGCUGACAUGCGCCGGCAUGGCCCGCGACUGGCCCGACGCCAGGGGCAUCUGGCACAACGACAACAAGACGUUCCUGGUGUGGGUGAACGAGGAGGACCACCUGCGCGUCAUCGCCAUGCAGAAGGGGGGCAACAUGAAAGAAGUGUUCAGACGCUUCUGCGUUGGUCUGCAGAAGAUCGAGGAGAUCUUCAAGAAGCACAACCAUGGCUUCAUGUGGAACGAGCACCUGGGCUUCAUCCUCACGUGCCCCUCCAACCUGGGCACCGGCCUGCGCGGUGGCGUCCACGUCAAGCUGCCCAAGCUCAGCACGCACCCCAAGUUCGAGGAGAUCCUCACCAGACUGCGCCUGCAGAAGCGCGGCACAGGUGGCGUGGACACGGCCUCUGUGGGCGGCGUGUUCGACAUCUCCAACGCCGAUCGUCUGGGAUCUUCCGAGGUGGACCAGGUUCAGCUGGUGGUGGAUGGCGUCAAGCUGAUGGUGGAGAUGGAGAAGAAGCUGGAGAAGGGCGAGUCCAUCGACGGCAUGAUCCCCGCCCAGAAGUAAAUGAAAAGACCAACAACCCCUGCGGUGACUGCCUGUGUUGUUGUUGUUUUUUAUAUAAAAAAACAAAACCAAAAUGAAGCCUGUUUGUCUUUGGACAACAUCAGUAUCCUCCCUUCCUUUCCUUUCUCCUCUGUCACAUCCUGGGAUCAAUCCAUCCGCUCACUAUUUCUCUGGUUGUAAAUUAGAACUGGACUAAUAAACAAAAGCCCCAUUCAAAAACAAA
Molecule: messenger RNA, 1545 nt
Organism: Phyllopteryx taeniolatus (common seadragon)
Lineage: Eukaryota; Metazoa; Chordata; Actinopteri; Syngnathiformes; Syngnathidae
Gene: ckmb
Product: creatine kinase, muscle b
Exons: 9
Coding region: 180-1322 (380 amino acids)
Biological process (GO): phosphocreatine biosynthetic process
Molecular function (GO): creatine kinase activity
Source: RefSeq, a predicted model, not a curated record